AUGGAUUCACCAUACGAUAUUCCUUUUGAUGUUAUUCUCAAUGAGAUUCUAACAAGAACUUCCCCAGAAACUGUAGGAAGAUGUAGAGCCGUUUGUAAGAGAUUGAAAGAAGACACUUACCACUCAAGUUUCACCAAACUCUUCCUCCAAAGAACAAGAACAGUCUCCGGUUUCUUCAUCCAAACAUUGAGAAGCAACAAACGUUCAUGUACUUUUAUCUCCAUGGACACUAAAUCCAAGCUCUCUCUCAGCUUCUUACCAAGACAUAUGAAGAUUAAAGCGUCUACCAAGCAAGGUCUUCUUCUCUGCAAGAUAGAGAAAUUUGCGAAAUCAAUGAUUCCUCAAUACAUCGUCUGCAAGCCCACAACGCAACAAUGGUGGAAAAUACCAAAUCCAAAGACGCGGUACUUCACUAGAAAAACCGCCAUGGUUGUGUUGGGUUCAAACCCUUUGCGGUUCAAAAUUGUUAGGUUUUCGGAGCCCAAUAAUCCUUGUAGAAUUCACAAGUCUACGCUCUUUAACGUCCUAAGAUGCGAGGUUUUUGAUUCCAAAACUUGGUCAUGGAAGUGCUUACCGGAAAACAUCAUCUUUCCUUAUGUCGAGACCUUGGAUUUAAAGCCUUAUGUGGUAUCAACGUCUGGCUCUCUUCAUUCACUCACAACCGAGAAGAGGAUUUUUGCCUUCAAUUUUGAGAGAGAGAGUUGGGAAAUCUUUGCAUUACCUUAUCCAUUAUGUGAAGAUGAUUAUUACAAACGUUAUGACAACAUACAUCUUGUGGAGUGUGAAGGAAAGUUGGGUUUGAUUUGUAUGGCUAGAGAAGAAGAAUGCAUGGAAUUGUGGGUUGUUGAAGAAUAUUAUGGCCAAAGAACGUGGACAAAGAGACACAAGAUUAGCCUUGAAAGACUCAUGAGGGAGGAAAGGCAUAUUUCUCCUGAGGCUUUGUCUAAUAAUGAUGUUGCACUAAUGAAGAGUCUUUCCAAAGUCGUAUUAUACAAUUUUCAAACGUCCACUUCAGAAAUUGUGAAGAUGGAAAAUCUUUUAUUACUUGGUGAUAACGAAUUUUUCCCGAUUGAAUCUGAUUGGGAACCUCUCGAGUUCUUGGACGUCUAUUCCAAAAGAUUAUCAACAAGCUCAUAA
Morus notabilis is the source of this 1137-nucleotide messenger RNA. RefSeq names its product F-box protein At4g22390. The transcript has a single exon. NCBI's taxonomy places the organism in Eukaryota, Viridiplantae, Streptophyta, Magnoliopsida, Rosales, Moraceae. The record is from RefSeq and is a predicted model, not a curated record. Gene Ontology annotation, molecular function: protein binding. The coding region runs from base 1 to 1137 and encodes 378 amino acids.